Molecule: messenger RNA, 1466 nt
Organism: Colletotrichum godetiae
Lineage: Eukaryota; Fungi; Ascomycota; Sordariomycetes; Glomerellales; Glomerellaceae
Exons: 1
Source: RefSeq, a predicted model, not a curated record
GCCAAAAGACAUGAUUCUCUGCUUCCUAUUGGCGGAAGAUCUUUGACCUAGUUUCUCCGUCCACUCAGGUGACUUCCAUUUCCAUCACUUCCAACCUUCUCCAACACUCCAACGCCGCACAAAUCCAUGCCAAACUUCAUCCACCUCUUCGUAUCGCCGGCCAGCCACGCGCAUAUCGUUGCGAAGAGGUUACAGCGAUGCACUGCGCCAUCUACUAGAUGCUCGACAGUUUCAAAGCCCAUGCCGGCUUUCUCCCGCCGGCCACCGGCUGCGGUCACCGGAGCUGACCGGCAGUGACCGGGACCUGCCAGAAGGACGGCCAUGGCUGGCGCAGAGCAUGGCCUACUGUUGCUUGUCUCCAGAUACAGAGCAAAGCAAAUCGUCGACUCCACCAUCUGAUGCUGACUGAAGGGCUUCGGUACCUUCAAGACCAAACUCCACUGCUGUUGUGGCUCUCGUCACUUUCAUCGUCUCUAAUGUGCCGCUUAGUGCGGCCACCGUCUUUCUGGCGGUCGAUAGGUCAGAAGAAAGAUGACGACGGGAAAAAGUUCAAGUCAUGCACGACGGGCGAGCAACCCCGAGACUGGGCUACCAAUCGCCGGAUGAUUUGCCAGGCACCCUCCAGCCUGCAGAUGUGCAUGUCCCAGUUCGGCGCUAAUGCUCAGGACGGGCUUGACGAGCCUUGUGUUGCAUGGCUGGACGACAGCUCUCCCAAUGAUGGCUUCUCUCCCAUCGCCGUCUGGCGUUACCCUCCACGCACGAUUUCAGAUUUUGGACAUCACCCAGCCCUGCACUGGCUGCCUCCGUGCAGAUCUCGUGGCAUCGGCCGGGAGCAUCUGGCUCAUUGGCGCAAUCCAUCUUCCCAGCAGAUCCUGUCCUCGACACAGGGCUACAUCUUACAGCAGGUGCAGAUUCGCUACCGUUUAUCAACCGGAGCCACGGACUACGGACGUGGGUGGGCGAUGUUGGAUGGAUCGGGCAUUCAAGGGAAGUCCCUUGCUUGUCUCGGAUCUCUCUCGUCUUGUGACGGCUGUCUUUUCUCGACGUCUGAAAAUACCCCGCCAUGGCUGAGAGCCCAGAGAAGUCCUCCUCGCGGUGGGACUGAGACGCAGCGAGCCGGCUUCAUACUCACCAAUGCUGUUGAUCUCUUCACUCAAGUCACCUGCACAUCUGUAGUUUGACCAUCGGUGUUCUAGGUCGUAGGCUAACGAGGGCCAUGGAAGAGUAAAGUAGAAAUCGGACAUCAAAGUCUCGUCGUUAAACAACCUGGAAACAGGAACCGCUUGCCGCAGUACCGGCGAUGCACCUCGACUCUCUGCACACUCCACCCCCUUCUCCAUCUCUCUUAGCGUUCUUCUCGUCUAGUUUCCGAUUGCCCCUCCCCCUCCCCAUCUCUCCCCAACUGGGGGUGCAAGGGAGCGUCCCAAGGUGGCUCCGUCGUGCAGUUGUUAGCUUCUCCGGUCUUG